Gambusia affinis (western mosquitofish) is the source of this 4934-nucleotide messenger RNA. It is a transcript of the gene zic6, whose product is annotated as zic family member 6. The record is from RefSeq and is a predicted model, not a curated record. The transcript is spliced from 2 exons. Gene Ontology annotation, cellular component: nucleus. NCBI's taxonomy places the organism in Eukaryota, Metazoa, Chordata, Actinopteri, Cyprinodontiformes, Poeciliidae. Gene Ontology annotation, biological process: regulation of transcription by RNA polymerase II; central nervous system development. Gene Ontology annotation, molecular function: DNA-binding transcription factor activity, RNA polymerase II-specific; RNA polymerase II cis-regulatory region sequence-specific DNA binding. Bases 576 to 2162 code for a protein of 528 amino acids.
GAUUUCUAAUAAACAUUAACCUGUGCAUUUCCCCCCUCCUCUCUCUCCUGCUAUAUGUGGAGAUUUUAGAGUAGGGCUGUAAUGAGAGUGCGCCUGAAGUUAAAGAGGCAGCGAUAUUAGGGAGUAGCACCGCGGCACUUUUCAAAGCAUUUUCUCGGCGAUAUUUGAAAAACGGAGUCGUGCGGUGAACUCCUGCGUGUCCCUUUUAAAACAAACCCUGCGCCUGUCAAUCACCGCACAUUCCAACCAAUCCCAAAGCUCCCUUUUUAAAAGCAGGUUUGCCUGCUGUGCUUUUAUAUUGCACCAUGGCCUGUUUCGAAGCAUUUUUUACUACCACGGUUAUUGCCACAAAUCAAGAGGGCAAAGUGAACCGGCAUGGGACUCACACCAACUCUAACGAAACUGAGUCUGGUUGCAGCUUCCGCGAUGUUCACGGCCAAGAAUUUCACAUGCAGAUGAUAUACAGCAAGGGGAGAGAAAAAAAAACAGCAACAUGGGAGCAGAGUUUCUAGGUGCAUCCUGACUGCUUGCACUGGUUGAUUUCUGCAAACUCACAGGCAAACUCACAACAAAACAUGACAAGCCUUUCGAGGUUUAGUGGCUGCCCUCUCUCUUGCGUCAACCCCGGGGAGAGCAAUACUGAACCCAGCGUGGUGCUGCCACCUUUGGCAGGGGAGCACAUGGGACACCCCACUGGCAGUUCCUUAAAACUCUGCCCCUCGCACAAUUUGCGAGACUACCCCGAGACGAGGUCCAGUGCAUAUGUUGACCACUCGGUUCCCAGUUUUUCAGACUCUGGAUAUCCCAGUCACCGGUUAGAGCACAGCCCUAGGGGCAUUAUCAUUGGAGCAAAUCUCUCUGGAGCCGGCAUGCCACCCGUCACUGAUCAACUGGCACCAAGACCCAACCAACAUGGCGGGAUGGGAAGGUACCGGGACUUUGCUGGCUGCAGGGACAACAGGAGCCACGCUUUUUUUGCCAGCUACCAGGAGCAGGCCCACGCCUCCACGGACGCGUCCCGCGACCUCGGCAGUCAGAUGAUGCUGGGUCUACCUGGCGACCUCCUCACCCGGACUCAUUCCUACGGCCAGACCAUCAGCCCCAAGGGAAACAGCCAGCAGAUUGUCACUCAGUUCCUGGGUCUCUACAAGCCCCUGAACAUGGCGAUCCAGCGUGGGGGAGCCGACGCCUUCCUCAGGUGCUCCAAGCAGACGGUUAAGCAUGAGCUGGUGUGCAAGUGGAGUGACGGCAAAGAGGCUGGAACGGGAAAGCUGCCCUGCUCCAGAGCCUUCGGGACCAUGUAUGAACUUGUCACCCAUGUGACAGUGGAGCACGUCGGAGGACCCGAGCACUCUGAAUACAUUUGUCACUGGGAGAACUGUGCGAGGGACAGGAAGCCUUUCAAAGCCAAAUACAAGCUGGUGAAUCACGUCAGGGUCCACACUGGGGAGAAGCCCUUUCCCUGUCCAUUUCACGGCUGUGAGAAAGUUUUUGCUAGAUCAGAGAAUCUAAAGAUCCACAAGAGGACUCACACAGGUGAAAAACCGUUUAAAUGCGAGUUUGAGGGCUGCAACCGGAGAUUCGCGAACAGCAGCGACAGAAAGAAGCACUCCCACGUCCACUCCAGUGAUAAACCCUACAUGUGCAAGGUCAGGGGCUGUGACAAGUGCUACACCCACCCGAGUUCUCUGCGGAAGCACAUGAAGCUCCACUGCACCAAGGAGCACGUCGCCAAAGGCGGCGACGCGCCUCCCGGUGACGGAGGUCAUGCUGCGGAAGGCAGGCCGGCGCGAGCGUCGGACCUGGGCCAGAUCAGCCCCCCCCAAGCCCCCACCUCCACUCAGGAUGUCCCCCUGUCCCCUGAGAGCCGGGACGAGUCGACCCCGAGGUCACGCUUCCAUCACGCGUUUGACAGCAGUUUGGACUACUCCGCGCACAGGUCGCAGCCCCUCUUGGACCCUUUGUUGCUGCAGAGGGGCAGCUACAGGUCCCAGUCUUCCCAGUACCCCUGCGGCCAGACUGGUCACGCUUUUGCCCAGACCUCGCGGACUUUCUCCUCGGCUUCUCCCUUUCAGAAGAGCAUCGUGAACGGAUGGUACACAUGCCACAGUGGCGUGGACACAUUCCCACCAAAGCAGUGCAACAACAUCCCCUCCCUCUGAGGGCCUGAACGCAAACUGUGGGCCUCUGUUUCUAUGUUGUAGCGUAAAACCCAACAGCUGUUUCUCUUUUACUCUGUGUACUUUUGUGAAUGCUGUAUGAAAUAGUUUCUGAAAAGUCCUUUUGAAUUUUGCAUUGCGAAAUAUGGCCACGUUUUUGUCGUUCUUAUUGUUCUCCGCUCGCCCUUACAUCUCCACAGUGUGCUUUAGGAGCGCAUACGCGUUGCAUAACUUAAAAAAAAAUGUCGGUCGGUCUUAAAAAUGAAAAGAAAAUGAUUGUUUUUUAAUGUAAGCUUUUUAUAUAUAUAAUUAUCAGCGCAUUACGCAUUCUGAACCUAAAAUCUCUUACAGGAAAGUUAAAAAAUAAAUCUGAAUGUAGCCCUCACAGUAGGGGUCUUUGUUGAAUGUAAACUAGGUUUAAUGUAUGUCGGGAUGAAUAGAAAUAUUAUUCAUGAUUUUAUGUAUAUCGCAGGUUGAAUCAUUAUCUGGAUGAUCUUUACUUAAGUUAAAUUUUGAGAUCUAACAGGCCUGCUUGGUGGGCCUGCAGCAUGAUUUGACUUUAAUUAAUAUACCGGCAGGCUCAUUAUUUUUUCCUUUCCCUUACCCUUGAUUAUGUUCAACGUUCUCGCUCCUUUUUUCCCCCAUGAAACAUUUGUGCUCUACAAUAUGUGUUUAUUUCACAUUUCUGUGCAAAGUGAGUAAAACCACAGUGUUCGUGUUAAUGGGAAAAAAAAACGUUUAAUUAGAAUACAUUCCUGCUGUACAUAAGCAUACUGUAUAAUUAAUUAUGUAUCUUAUAUUUUAUUAAAGUGUCUAUAUUCUCUUUGAUCAGAUAUGUGUGAUAUACCCUCAUCAAAUAAUUUUCAACAAAGAUGCAAACUUUUCUCUGGGUACAAAAAAGAGAGAAAUUAUCCAUGUCCUGUGUGAAGAUUUGGAAUUCAUUGUGAAGCCCUCCUACAGUUCUUAAUAUACAUAUGGAAGAAAAAUUUAUCUGAGUUAAAUGAGACUGAUAAAUGCAUCUGUGAGGGCUGCCCUUUAUAUAUAUAUAUACACCAAGCAGUUUGUACUCCUUUAUUUUAUUAUGGCUGUUUGCCUUGUUGAGUUCCCUGACAUGACAUUUGAUGUAAAUUGGUGCUAUGUAAAUUAACUGAAUUGGAUUUAAUUUAAUAUACAGAAUUACACUAUCUUGUACUAUGAGAGCAUCCUGGUAGCAGCUUGCCUUAAUGUUCAUAUAUCUGUUAUAUAAUUGAUCAAAACUACUGGGUUUCAUGUUGCGUUUUCUAAUUUUUCAACCCAUCUCAACAUUCAUUGAAGGCAAAUAAAACUCAUGUUGGAAAAGUCUUGGUUAAAGAAACAGCUUUCAAACAAAGAUGUUAGUUUUGCUUUGUUAGAUUUUCUUUCUGCUUAAUGGUGAAAUGAUUGCCUCCAGUACAGUUUCACUGACACAUUUGUUCACGUUCCUUAGUUUUUGUACCUUCUGGAAUGCAAAUGUCAACAAACAGCUCAUUAUUUCACAGGAAUGAGCUGAACAGAUCUCUCUUUUCGAUGCCUGUCUUUCUUUUUUUUUUUUUUUUUUUUUUGUCGUCAGACUUUGAGUUUGCUUUUGCAAUCUAGUCUUGGUGCAAAGGCUGAACUUAUCUUCAGCGAGUUAUUGUUCCCGGCUCAUACUCCCUGAUUCAUGUGUUAUAAAAUACAUCUUUGUCUAAAGAUGUCAAAAGGAGUGUAGUUGAAAACCCAGAGAGAAGGUGAAAGUACAGUGCGGGACGUCUUGAUGAUGAAUAAAGACAUAAAAAUAAAUCUUUCACUCUAAAAAUGAUUUCUGACCAUUUUCCAUGCAUGCUAUCCAUAUUUUUGGUAGCACACAACUUAAAUUCAAACUUGUAGACAUAGAUUAGGUCAUGUUGAGUCGUUUGACGUUUGCUGGAGAAUCAUAUUUGCAGGACAUGAUGGCCUCAGUGAUCUUUCAGCUAACUAAUGUCAAAGUUUUUUCUGUCUAUCAAGAUUUUCAAUAGAUAUUUGGAUGAUCAGGAAAAAGAGUGCUCUUACUGGUACAAGGUUACAUUUUUGACCCUCUAGUGAUUUCAUUCUGUAUACUAUUUCAAGGUCAGAACAAAAGCAUUUCAAGACAUGCAUAAUUUUUGCCACAAUAUAAAGAAUGAAAAAAUACGUACUGGAUUAUUUGUUUCAUGUCUUAGUAAAAAGCUGGAAAAAGUAUGUUUAUUGUAUAUGUGUACAGUAAUUUCCAGAUGUCUUCAGAUGCAAUCUGUGAUUAACUUGUUUAUGUAUUCUGUGUUGUGUGUAUGUCACCCAUGAGGACGCAUAAUUUGGGAGAUUCAGAUAUUGAACGUGCGCUUUGCAAAUCCCUCACGAACUUUCAACAGUUUCAAUUUCUGUAUGACACCAAGCAGUUUGCACUGCUUUAUUUUACUUUUUGUAAUUAGCAGUGACUUAGCAUUGCUGUUUGAGAGCUACUUAAUAUGAUGAAAUAUUAAUAUUAAUGUAGCUGAAGAUUUUCUAAGUCUUAAAGGAUCAUCUCAAGUGCUUGGUUUGAAAUAUUUAAAUAGAGAGGUCUUUCUGUCUUUAAGCAAAGUGGGCCAAACUUUUCCAGCUUUGAUCCAUUUGCUUUAAUGGACAGAUUACUAGAAUUUGUGAGAUAACUUUCUAAAGAACGCAACCAUAGUGAGAGUUGCAUCAAAUGCUUUAGGUGUUAAGAUGAAGUGAGGAGUUUUGAAGCGAUGUUGAGAUUUUUAAAUCUUACCUCUCAUCUGCUAUGCC